This is a messenger RNA of Mandrillus leucophaeus (drill), 1632 nucleotides long. RefSeq names its product SH3 domain binding glutamate-rich protein like 3 (gene SH3BGRL3). Bases 835 to 1233 code for a protein of 132 amino acids. The record is from RefSeq and is a predicted model, not a curated record. NCBI's taxonomy places the organism in Eukaryota, Metazoa, Chordata, Mammalia, Primates, Cercopithecidae. Gene Ontology annotation, cellular component: cytoplasm. The transcript is spliced from 3 exons.
CCUGGACCAGGGGGACAUCUGAGAAGCAUUAUGUUGAAUGCCAGAUAGCUAGGUUUCCAAAAUUGGGUUGGUUGCUGGAGUCUGUCCCCUCAACUCCUGAAUUGCUGGGAGGAGUAGCAGUUUGGGGCAUGCAUGCAUGGAGCUGGGGUUGAGCUUGGACCACCCCAAGACCAGGGGUGGAUCUUAGGUCAGCUUGACCCUAGGGUCUCAAGAAUCCUGACACCACCCUCUACCGCCACACUUCCCAGCUGUCAGCCUUGGUCUCCAUCUGGUUCCUUGGGGGUGUGGCCUCUGCAUCCUGCCACCACCCUUCCUUGUCUAAACCUUCCCACCUGAGUGGAGAGGAACUUGGGGGGGAAAUGUAAGCAUGGGCUCUUCCUAUCCCCUAGGGUUAGUGGUGUGUUGGCGGGGGAGAGGGGGGUUUCCUUGGAGCAAGGUACCUUAAUAUGGGAACUUUGGGUCUGAAAGCAGCUCAAGCCUUCCAAAGCCCCAAGCUGCCCUGUACUAUUUAGGGCACCUCCUCCUGGAGACAGCGACUCUGGUAGAUGGGAAGUUGGAUGCACCAAACCUGUGUGCGGUUGGAGAGGCGGCUUCUGCCAGACCCUCUCCCGGGCCUUUCCUGCCACCCAGCUCCUCCCCAGGCACACUGAGCUCCAGAUCAGGAAAGGGCCGAAAAGGACGAGCAGGGCAGCCACAGAAGGGGCGGCCCUGCGUGGGACGGAUCCCUCUGCGCGCCUGGUCACCCAGAGGGAAGGGAAGGGGCCUCCGGCGCGCGGGGCGGUGUCGCGCAGGCCCCGCCCCGCCUGCCCGCGCCGCCCAUUGGUCCCGAGCGCGAUGACUUGCGGGCGGAGCAGGAAGGAAACCGCUCCCGAGCACGGCGACGGCGUCGUCUCCCGGCAGUGCAGCUGCCACUACUGCCGCUCUCUGCCCGCCGGCCCGUCUACCCCCAGCAUGAGCGGCCUGCGCGUCUACAGCACGUCGGUCACCGGCUCCCGCGAAAUCAAGUCCCAGCAGAGCGAGGUGACCCGAAUCCUGGAUGGGAAGCGCAUCCAAUACCAGCUAGUGGACAUCUCCCAGGACAACGCCCUGAGGGAUGAGAUGCGAGCCUUGGCGGGCAACCCCAAGGCCACCCCACCCCAGAUUGUCAACGGGGACCAGUACUGUGGGGACUAUGAGCUCUUCGUGGAGGCCGUGGAACAAAACACGCUGCAGGAGUUCCUGAAGCUGGCCUGAGUCAAGCCUGUCCAGAGUUCCCCUGCUGGACUCCAUCACCACACUCCCCCAAGCCUUCACCUGGCCAUGAAGGACCUUUUGAACAACUCCCUGUCAUUCCUACCCUAACCUUAGAGUCCCUCCCGCAAUCCAGGCCACUUCUCCUCCCUCCUCUCUAAAUGUAGUCCCCUCUUCUCCAUCCAAAGGCAACAUUCCUUACCCAUUAGUCUCAGAAAUUGUCUUAAGCAACAGCCCCAAAUGCUGGCUGCCCCCAGCCAAGCAUUGGGGCCGCCAUCCUGCCUGGCACUGGCUGAUGGGCACCUCUAUUGGUUCCAUCAGCCAGAGCUCUGCCAAAGGCCCCGCAGUCCCUCUCCCAGGAGGACCCUAGAGACAAUUAAAUGAUGUCCUGUUCCAUUGGCA